AUGGGCCGGAUGUUGUCGGCGCGAGAAGUUGGAACUUCACCCCUCGGUGCCGGGAGGAUCAUCGUAGCUUCAUCACCAAGCAACCUAACCCAACCGAGGAAGAUGAAUAAUGAGUUCCACAUCUUGGGUCGCGAAAAUCUUGUGAACAAGCUUGUGGAGCAGUUGACCAUUAAAAGAGAUGACGGCGGCAGCCCGAGAGUGAUUUCGGUGGUAGGCGAGGAAGCCGUUGGCAAAACAGCUCUAGUGAGGAGCGUCUACAACCGACCAGGCAUUAAGAAUCAUUUCGACUGCUUCGCUUGGGUUCGGGUUGGGCACAAGCCUGACCCGGUUCAUCUCAUGGUCGACUUGCUCAACCAGCUGAGGGUCUCGAUACUGCAAGACGUGGACCGUAAGGACGAGGAAGAGCUGUCCUCUGAGCUCCAACGAGUCCUGAUGGAGUGUUGUUGUCUGAUAGUUCUGGAUGACUUGUGCGAUCUCCAUCUCAUGGACAACAAUCUCAUAAUGUUGCUUGCGGAAUCGGGGAAUAGGAGCAGAAUAUUAGUCACGACCCGUAACCCCGACAUACCCUCUCAAGUUGAUCCGUGGUCCACGCCUCUCAAGUUGAUCCCCCUCAAUCCAGAACAGAGAGUCAAGUUAUUGGAAGAAAGCAGCAGGUCUUUCGACACCGUCAUUCGGCCCACGCAACUCCUCCAUCUUAAAGAGAAGAUUUUUAUCAUAUCCGGCAGUUCUCCUGCAAAGAUCCUACUACUUGGAGGACUUUUAUCUGCCACCACGGUAGAUGGAUUCACCGUGCUCAUCAAUGGGCUUCCCGAUCAUCUGACACUCCAAGAGGUUGUGCGUUUGAGUAUCGAUGAACUGCCGGAACACUUGAAGAAGUGUGCUCUGCACAUGACUCUGUUCCCUAAGGAAUAUGAGAUUCCCACAAGGAGGCUGUUCAGACUCUGGUCAGCUGAAGAACUAGUAUCUUCACCGUUGGAGAACAGCGUAACCAGAGUUGAUGCAGAAAAAUGUUUCGAGGAUCUGGUGUCCAGAAACAUUGUCCGUGUAGCUCGAUGGAAUUGGGACGGGACUGCCCGAUUGUGCCGCUUGCCUGGAAUGUUGUACGAUGUCUUGUAUCAGAUGGCUAAGUGUAGAAGAUUCCUCAAGAUCUAUGACUGUUCUGUUCAAAGCGAUAAAACAAAGUUCGGUGCCCCGUGUAUCGCAAUACACAGGCGUAUUCCUGGAGAAGGAGAAGCAGAAGCGCAUGAAAAUACGCCAGAAGCAGGAAGAGAGUCUUCAGAAACAAAUGCGCAAGGAGCACACAAGGAGAUCACUCUCGCCGAGCCAUAUCAAAGAAUGCUGAUCGGCAACUCUCCCCCGCAGUUCGGUAUUAGAGAACUUCAUUCCUAUGUGUCAUUCAAUACUAUGAAGGUAGGGAGACAGGCCAGAGAGAUAGAGGAGUUGCUUAAACCGCUAGUGCCGACGGACUCAACUUCGCUGAGGGUACUUGAUCUCGAGGGUGUCUACAAGCCUUUGCUUCCGAAGGAGUUUGGCAACAUGCUGGUGAACCUAAAGUACUUGGGACUGAGAUGGACUCUUCUUGAAUCGCUUCCGAAGUCUGUGGUGCGAUUGUCUCGCCUGGAAACUUUGGAUCUGAAGUACACUAACAUAACCCAAGUGCCGGUUUCUAUCUGGGAGGUAGACAGUCUGCAACACCUAUACAUGAAUGAGGUGUCCUUUGACAAGUCCGUUGAUCCUCAACUGCAUGCCAAGGAAUCCUUAAACUGCAACAUCCAAACCAUUUGCGGCUUAUACAUUGGAGUUGAGAGCCCCAUGUUAAAAGUGCUGCCCAAGUUGACAGGCCUAAGGAAGCUGGGUCUGACGUGUCAUCCAUCGGCGGUAAAAGAAGCGACCAAGCAGAUCUGCAAUCUGAAGAUGCUUGAAUCCCUCAGAUUGCGAUCGAAGAAUCAAUACGGUCAGCCUUCGGGUCUUGAUCUGAGUGACAUGAGUGGGUUCACGUCUCUUUCAAGCAUGUACUUGCUCGGAGAAUUGUCCCCGCUAAGCUUGUCGGAGCCGCGCAUUCCUCGGAACCUGAGACUACUAACCUUGUCCAUGUCGGGACUAAAAGAGGAUCCAAUGAAAGUCCUGGGGGAGCUGAAAUGUUUGACCACUCUCCGGUUACUUGCAGACUCCUACGAAGGCGAGACACUGAGCGUCCUGGAAGGAACAUUUCCGGAACUCCGCGUCUUGAGACUGUGGAAGCUGGAGAACCUGACCAAGUGGACCAUACAGGCAGCUGCAAUGCCGGGCCUCAAAGACUUGGGAAUUAAGGACUGCAUGAAGCUGAAGACGAUCGACGGAUUGCGGCAGAUCAAAACCUUGGAAGGAAUCACAAUGGUUAAAGUGCCGGAUGUACUUGAGCAAAGCAUCAGAGAAAUGCGCCCAAAUGUGCCGAUCCUAGCGAAGGAAUUGGUAAAAUGUCCAGUGUAA
This is a messenger RNA of Rhodamnia argentea, 2469 nucleotides long. Its product is annotated as disease susceptibility protein LOV1-like. Gene Ontology annotation, molecular function: ADP binding. NCBI's taxonomy places the organism in Eukaryota, Viridiplantae, Streptophyta, Magnoliopsida, Myrtales, Myrtaceae. Gene Ontology annotation, biological process: defense response to other organism. The record is from RefSeq and is a predicted model, not a curated record. The transcript has a single exon. The coding region runs from base 1 to 2469 and encodes 822 amino acids.